Salvelinus namaycush (lake trout) is the source of this 1798-nucleotide messenger RNA. It is a transcript of the gene lrmda, whose product is annotated as leucine rich melanocyte differentiation associated. The transcript is spliced from 7 exons. Lineage: Eukaryota; Metazoa; Chordata; Actinopteri; Salmoniformes; Salmonidae. Bases 209 to 916 code for a protein of 235 amino acids. Gene Ontology annotation, molecular function: protein binding. Gene Ontology annotation, biological process: melanocyte differentiation. The record is from RefSeq and is a predicted model, not a curated record.
GCUGAUUCAGAGGAAUCAUGCGGAAGUAGUAAAUUAGACACAUCAAGUAGUGCAAAUCACCAACCAAAACAGUGACAUUUUGGAAAACUAAUGAAAGUAACGUUUAUUUUAUUUUAAACAAGAGGACCUGUGCCAGUUCCAUUCCGAUAGUUAGGUUAUUCCGUAGAGGUAGCCUAUAGUCACUGAAUUGUCAUCAUCAGAUAGAGUUAUGGCAUGCAGCGACUCUAUGGUGUCAAUGAAUGGAACUCAAGUUUCCUAUAUUGGACAUGACUGUGAGGACAUCCCAGAGUUCCUUGGAGAAAGAUAUGGACUCUUGACAAGACGGCUAGAUCUCAGCUUCAAUCAGCUAAGGUCACUGGCGGGCCUCAAAGCGUUCACUGGGCUGAAAGAACUGGUCGUCGACAACAAUCUGCUCGGAAACGACCUCCAGUUGCCCAGGUUACCCACCCUCCACACCCUGACACUCAAUAAGAACCAACUGACUGACAUUGAGGCGCUGCUGGAGCACUUGGCGAAGGCGACACCGUCGCUGCAGUACCUCAGCCUGCUGGGAAACGAGGCCUGUCCCAACCAGCUGGUCAGCCUGGACAAGGAUGAGGACGACUACCAGAGAUACAGGUAUUUUGUUCUGCACAAGCUACCCACCCUAAAGUUCCUAGACACUAGGAAGGUUUGUAAGAUUGAACAGCAGGAGGCUGAAGCACGGGGAGCCUUCAUGAAGGUGGUUAAACCCAAGUUAUCAGACAUGGUGGCCCCAGGUGACCCCAGGUCUGAGUGUUCCUCUAUGCCCUACACCCCUCUACCCAGAGGCUCUAGAGACGGCAAGAACCACAAAGGUGUGUUCGCCAAGUGCCGUUACAUCUACUAUGGAAAGCAUUCGGAAGGCAACCGAUUCAUCCGCAAUGACCAACUCUGAUGGACCGACAGAGAGACGCAAACACACGCACACAAGCUUCAUUAUACAAGUCGUUAAAUAAAAAUUCAAACAUCUUCAUUAAAAUGUCUCUUCCAUAACCUAUACUGUCACUCUCAGACCCCAGUCCUGGCGCCGUAUCUAUCAAGCUUCUCAGACUAGGAUUGCUGAUCUAGAAUCAGUUUUGAUCAUGAAUGAGAUUAUAUGGACAGGGGGGACCUGAUCCUAGGUCAGCAUCCUUCUCUACGCUUUAUGAAUACGGGCCUUGUAGCGUAGUGGCCUGGUCUCCUCCUCCUCCGCUGAGCUGUGGAUGGCUCUCCUGUCAGCUCCACUCUCCUGCCCCAGAGUGAACGUUGACAUAAUUGCAUUCAAGCAGCAGUGCUCCACAUAAACACAACCAUAUACAAAAGUGCAUGCAUGCACGCACACGCACCCACAGAACUGUUCACGCAAGCGCACACACUCUCUCUCUUUCACACCCACCCACCCUAACACACACACACCCCGUGGCCACGGUGAUGGACAGCUCCAGCCAAGCGGCUGAUUUGACAGCCACAGCAGCCAUGAUGGAUCACCCGUCCCCUACCGCCACUCAUCAGGGGUCAGAGGUCAAACCUGAUGCCUCACUGGGCCUGUGUGAAUGUGCACGUGUGAGGGGGACAGGGGACUGGGCGUAAUGAUGUAUAUUUCAAAAUGUAAGUAUACAGUAAAUUUCACUUUUAGAGUGGCAGCUAGGAGAAAGAAAGAGAGAUACAACAUAAAACUAAUAAAGUUUUAAAAACCUUUACAAUUCCCACCCCUAUGUCCACCUAGAGAUAAAUUAUAUAAGAUAGGUAGAUGUUUACACCUGGCACAUCUCCAUCUUGUCUAAAUUGGGGCUUGAGA